This is a messenger RNA of Chlamydomonas reinhardtii, 4711 nucleotides long. RefSeq lists its product as uncharacterized. The coding region runs from base 791 to 3673 and encodes 960 amino acids. The record is from RefSeq and is a predicted model, not a curated record. NCBI's taxonomy places the organism in Eukaryota, Viridiplantae, Chlorophyta, Chlorophyceae, Chlamydomonadales, Chlamydomonadaceae. The transcript has 2 exons.
GAGAUAGUGCUGUUGCUAUUCAAGUGUGGACACGCUUCGCGGCAAAGUCCCUGCAGAAGUGACCUCUCCUCUGCAGAAGUGACCUCAGCCAGGGUUUCCACUAUUUUCAGCGGGCCCAGAUUUCACAAGGCUCUAUAUACAAUUGUAGCCCACCAUUAAAAAGAGUCGAGUCGGGCGGCCGGGUGAUGCGGGCAUCGACCGGGCAUGCAUGUAGCCGACCUAACACCGCACCGUGACUUUUACAUGCUUCGUCGCUGAACUUUUUAUAAAUCUAUAACGAUACAAGCAGAUCCUCUAACCCACUGGCACCAGUGGCGACCUCGUUUCUUCCCGAGAGCACAUUUGGCGUGUGUUAUGCCAUCUAUGACCUCGCAGACACCAAUUGACACACACCCGUUACAGUAAUCUGCGUAACUUUAACGAAAGGCGGCUAGGCUAGGCUCGGUUAUUUCAAGUCCGCCGAUUCUCGUCGAGGUUUCUAGUGCCUGCAGUCCAGUGGCAUAGGUACAUUAGCUUGCAACUCUGGCACUGCGAUGGCAUGAACCAGCUGCAGCGGACAGUUCAUCAAAUGCGGCUCGCUGCAAGCUUGCGUGCGGAUUCGAGCGGUCGGUUUUUGGUAGCUGGCGAGCCGCCUGCCAAGGAGCAGGCGUGAUGCCAAGAACCAGAAAGUACAGACAACGACAAUCGUGACGGACUUCCACCUCUCGCCGGGGUCCGGCGUGAACCCGGUCGGAGCGUCGUGCAGUUGUGCGAGGCGUCUCGGUAGCUGCAGUCUAUGUUGCUGUGUGCAAUGACUCCCGGGGCCUAUUUGCUCCAUGAGGGAGGCGGGGGAUCUAGUGCAGCAGUGGAUGCGCUGCCGAGCCCCCGCCCGCAACUGCCCUACCACGCCCAGCACGAGCCGCAGCCAGCAGGCUCCUUCCAGAGCCCUGCGCGAGGAUCGGACGCCUCACAGACGCUGCAGCUCCCGGCGUCUAUGCGUGCCCCAGUCUCCAGCGGUGCGACAAACGGUGCCGCGAGCCCACGUCCGCCGUCGCUGGCAUCGCCCGUCACGGUUCCACGUCCUGGAUUCAGCCUGACUUCCUCGGCAGCCACGACGCCCUUGGCGGGACCGUCAGGGAGCCGCCGGUCGUUCCUCUGUGCGCAGCCAGUGCCAUUGCUUCUGCCCCGCGGCGGCAGUGACGGCGCCUCCAGCCUGGCCGAUGCGUACGAUGACGGCUGCGAGCUGGACGUCCUGACUGACAACAACGCACAUGUCGCCAGAACCGCCGCUGCCGGAGGUGCCACUGUGGAGGCGACCAGCAAUAGCGGUUUGCCUUCGCCGGUGGGGCGCCGUAUUGGAUUCCUGUCACUAGGGCCGGAGGCUCAUGGUGCCGACAGCCCACCCGCCGCAAGCAGCGGCGGUGGCGGCAGCAGUGCCGGCGGCGCAUCCUUAGGGCUGCGGCUGCGCAACCCACUGCAGCUGCCGUCGGCUCCAUCGCCAGGCGCGUCUCGCAGCCUGCGUGGCGGCGCCGCUGUCCUAGCAGCGGCGGCUAACGCCACCGCCACUGUCACCAUUAGCAACGGCAAUGUCGCCUCGCCGUCCUCGUUGGCGGCCCCCUCCUCUCCCUUCCUCAUCUUGCCGAGCGCUGCUGGCCAGGGCCCUUCUGGCGCCGCCGCUAGCAUCAAGCCUUCCAAGUCCAAUGGCUUGCUGCUUGAGGACUUGGAUACGGAAGGCAUCCUGCGGGACGGCGGUAACGCCGACUCCUUCAUUGAGGAGGCGCUAGGUGGCUUGGAGCCGCCGCCGCCCAAGCUGCGGCAACAAGACGCGCCUCGGGCGCUGCUGCCGACGCAGCGCAGCAGCGGUCUGGCGUGGGGGUCGGCGGACGCCGGCGUGCCCUCCCAAGGCAGCGCUCGGCACCGAGCCGGGUCAGACACGCCCGCCGCGCCGAGCCCGCGUGACUCCUACAGCCUCCGCGGCGGCGCGGCGGCGGCAUCAGGAUCACCGCGCAUGAGCGGUGGAGGAAACGGGGCAGCGAGUUCCGCGUCUGGACAGGUGCUGCAGCUAGCCAGCCCUGUAGCGGGGCCGUCCGCAGGUGUGGGCUUCUUGCCGCGGUCCUUCUCAAAGCGAGUUGAAGACAUCCCAUCUGCGCCCAGCCCGACACAAGCACACAGCCUGCGCGGCGGCGGCAGCACUACCGGCAGUACGCCCGGCAGCCCCGCCCCCGCCGCCGCCGGCCGCAGCAGCGUCAACGCCAGCAGCGGCAGCCGGCUGCGGCAGCAGCUGCAGCAGCUGCAGCAGGACCCAGAGCAGCAGCAGCGCUGGUCAGGCACGGGCGCGGCGGAAACUUGGAAUGAUGAGGACGUGUCUUGUGUCCAACAGCUGGAUGGCGCAGAUGCCGAACAUCCAGCCGGCACUCAGCAACCCAGCCCGCUGCCAUGCUACUUUGACGGUGCCUCGCCCGUCGGUGGCUGCAGCAGCCCGCGGCCGCCCGGCCUGGCGCCUGCGCGGUCGGCCUUUGGCGGCGGCACAGGCGACACGGGGCCCAUGUCGCCUGCGUCGCCACUAGGCCGCAGCAGUGGGCGUGCCAGCGGUGCCAGUGGCGCCAAGCCGGCCGGCGGACGGCGCCUAGAUGACGUGCCUACAGCGCCCAACCCACGUUAUGCCCGGAGCCUUGGCGUCACGCUGGCUCCAGGCGACGCUGGCGGCGGCGCUGCAGCCGCUACCGCAGCUACAGCCACCGCCACUGGGACCGCGAGCCCAGGGCUGCAGCGCGAGCCCUCGGGGCUCUGGGCCGCCAGUCCUGGCGGCCUUGGCGGCGGCAGCAGCAGUGGCGGCUGGGGCUCACCGCACGUGACGAGUCCUGGUGGCGGCGCUUUCACCACGGGCGCUGCCCUCACCCCGACUGACUCCUCCCGUUCCUUCGCCCGCCGCCUGGAAGAGAUUCCGGCCGCGCCCAGCCCCGCACACUCGCGCAGCCUAGCGGUGGCGGCAGCAGCUGCAGCAGCGGGUGGCGGCGUCGGUGGCGGCCUAGUGACGCGCAGUGGCGGCAGCCUGGGAUUCGGCGGCCUUGGUGGCGGCGGGCCGAACGGCCCGCUUGCGUCUGCGCGCCUGUCCCUGGGCCCCACACAGCCGCUCGCCUCAUCCGUGUCGGUCUCCGGCGUGCCGCCCGUCGCCUGCGCCAGCUUCACGUCACCCACGGCUGCAGCCAUGUCCUCGUUGAUCUCCCUCAGGCCUGAGUGCCCCUCGCCGCUGGCGUCUGCGUUGUCGUCAUCCGGCCCGCUCACGCUGUCACCUUCGGCGCCGCUGGCCCCAGCCUCGCCGCGGUACGUGGCAUCGCCUCCGAUUGGUGGCGGCCCGGGUGGCGGCGGCCGCACGAGAUCCAGUGCCCUCAUCAGCGGUGGCUGCGCUGGCUCUGGUGCUGGGGUGCCUGCCUCGAUGGGCGCCAGUUUUGGAAGUGGCGUGGGGGGCGCAGGGAGCAUGGGCGCUGUUGGCGGUGCCGGUGCUGGCCUUCGGCACGCGCCCUCGAGUGGUGUGGAGGUCAGCGGGAUGCUGCGGCACCAAGGGUCGGGGGGGCUGACGCGGCGGCUGUCGGGCUUGGGUCCGGGGCACGCUGCGCAGCUGCCGCAAGCAGUGCGGGGAGGCAGCGGCGGUGGCUUGCCGAGCGCAGACGUACUGGAGGAGGAGGACUUGUAGAGUAGAUCAAGGCACAGCCGUAUUGUUGCUGGAGACCUGGACACCUACUUGCGGCUACCGCAUGCCGUUGCUGGUACCAGGACCUGUUUAGACUGAGGCAAGAUUCGGCAGAGUCGCAGACCACGCCAGGACCGGUGCAUCACACGCUAGGCCUGACACGUUAGACCAUGCCCAAGGGGGUUCCUUUGGGCGAGGGAGUUGGGUAUACCUGACACGCGUCAGGUGCAAUGCGGGCCCGCACACGAGCACUGCAUAUUGAUUGGGCACGUGGCAACGACGUGACGUUGUGUGCAAAGCAGCCUCCAUUGAGCAUUGAGCGCUGCGGUAUCCAGGCAUUUUACGGACGGAAGUGCAUACCUGCCACACAAUCCUGGCAUGACGAGGCCUUGCACAGAGCAACCGCUGUGUUUUUGCAUGGUAAACAGAUGACGGGCGCUGUUGAGGAGUGGGAGUGACACCUUGGUUCAGAUGAUAUCCCUGCAUGGAGCCAUGCAUGAAGGGGGGGCUUGGUCUGGUCACAAGCAUGUUGCAUAUCGUCAUGCGUUCCUUGGUGGUUUGAAGGCUGCAUUGCGAACUUAACACACUAUUGUUGCAUGCCAGAGUGCCAUCAAUGACCACAGACGCACAGCACGGGUGUGGGGGCCUGGCUACUCGCACGCUUGCACCUGCACCUGCGGCUGGACUUCCAUUCAGAACUGGUCGCAAUGCAUUCACCUGUGGCUGGGCUGCAUAGGCUUCAGUUAAGAGCUGGCACGAAGAUGUACUGGUACUGGGUAGUGUAAACAUUGCAGGCGUGCCGAACACAAACUUGAACCGCUGGUGUGCAAGCAUUUGGACGGAUUAUGCUCAUGUGCUGGCUCUGGUACGAGUUACUGUCGCAAGGGAAUAGGAGAUUGUAGUAGGAUAGUCGGCAAAAGACACAUCUAGAUGCCCCAGGGCGUGUUCCGCAGGGUUAUGUACCGAAUGUGGCGUAGAAUCACAGCGUUUCGCCUACAGAGAUCGCCGCGCGAGUGUUCAGACCUGUAAUCAUGGCACCCA